This is a messenger RNA of Linum trigynum, 3421 nucleotides long. Lineage: Eukaryota; Viridiplantae; Streptophyta; Magnoliopsida; Malpighiales; Linaceae. The record is from the annotation of a GenBank genome assembly.
GUAGCCUGUUGGCACCCAACCCAACCUCGCACUUGACAAGUCAAUCUCAAUCAUUCUUAAUUAGAUCAAGGUGGGUCGUGAGAUCGAGAGAAAAUGUAUACAUAUAGAUAUAUAAUUAGCAAUCUUGUCAGAACCGGAGCAUGACUCGGUAAUCCGAACGACUCGCACUUUAGUGGUCCAACCGGCAUUGGACCGUUAGAAAACCGGUACCUAAUAAACGUUAUCAGUAUAAAUAGUGGGCAUUUCUUAAUAAGAGCUCGUCUCUUUCCUUCGAAAUUGUGAAAUGGAAAUAAGGAUUCAGUUUGGCCCGACAUUUUUGGUUUAUUUCAAUUUUCAAUUUUUUGCAAUUUUUUUAAUUAAAUUUAAUGGCUGAAAGGCAAAAAUCGGACGAGCGGCUCGAUCGGUUAACCGCCUCGGCCGCUCGUCAACUGCUACAUAAAACCGGAGCGACUUUUAGACUGUUCCGAGCCGGUUUUGUGACCGGGUGGUGGUUUUACUGGUCGGGCCGAGCGGCUCGACUCGGCUUUAAUAACACUGAUAAUUAGGUAUCGAUGAGAAUUGAAUUUUAAACCUUUUCAAUAUUAGUUAAUAUUUCUACAACCAAAUUACAAUUAAACAAUGAACAUGGUUGUUAUCAUUUGUAUAUACAAUACAAUUUCUAGAUUAUAUAUAUACGUCAUAUUAUCGUAAAAUAUAACUUCAUCAUUUAAAUCUCAAAUUCUUAAUUUUAUUCACCUUCUUCCACCGAAUACUCAUUUUAUUAAAACUCGCUAGCUUCCUUUUACCUAAUAUUGAGUUCUAUCAUAAUGUCUACUAACUAUAUCAAAAACAUUUUAGAUUUGAUGUGUAUCCAUCAUGAUAUUAAAUUGGAAUGAUAUGUAAUUAACUACUUUGACACACUCCCUUGUAUAAAAUCGCCACUUUCAAUUAAUUAAAGCAAAUAGAAUGAGAGCUACUCAGAAAUGUUGAAAUAGGUAAUUUACUAAUUUCUUGAAAAAGAAAUGAAGGUAAUUAAUCUUUGAUUUGAUGGUCCAACGUUCCCACUAAAACGUCAAGUCGUUUCCGCUCCCUUUGCUUACAUUUUCUUCCUUGCGGAAUUUCCAAUCCCGUAUACAACUCCUGCGCACAACCCUUUUCCUCCAUUGCCAAAAUCUCACGUAAAGCCAAGCUCGACCUGGCGAGCCGGAAGGAUAAAUCUGAUCUCCUUCAGCUCUGCUGCUCUUCUUCUUCCAAUUACUGCCUCCUGAAACCCUAAUUCCUCCAUCGUCAUGAGUGCUCCCGCCAUUUCAGGGGGAACGAGCUUGUUUACUGGCUUCACGCGAUUAUGCAAGGGUCUCGCCGUGGUCCUCGUCGCCGGCCACAUUGUGGUCCAGACUUUGCCUUUCACUGUCAACUACCUCGCCCUCAUUCCCGCCAGGACUAUACCUUUCGCAUGGAACCUCAUAACAGCUGGAUACAUUGAGCAAACAAUAUAUGGAGUGGUUGCCAACACUCUGUGCCUUCUAGUUAUGGGGAAGCUGCUUGAACCAGUUUGGGGAUCCAAGGAGUUCUUAAAGUUUAUUUUCAUUGUUAACAUCCUGACGUCAGUCUGUGUUUUCAUCACUGCCAUCACCUUGUACUACAUUACAACCAAGGAAACUUACCUUUACAUGCCUGUAUCGGGUUUUCAAGGAGUGGUGUCCGGUUUCUUAGUUGGCAUGAAGCAAAUUAUACCUGACCAAGAGCUAUCUGUGUUGAGAAUAAAGGCUAAGUGGUUCCCAUCUAUAAUGCUGUUGCUGUCAAUUGCCGCCAGCUUCUUCACAGAGGAGUCAGCUAAGUACCUCCCAACACUCGUAUUCGGCACAUACACGAGCUGGAUUUACCUGAGAUACCUACAGAGGAAACCCGAAACGAAACUAAGAGGAGAUCCCAGCGACGAUUUCACAUUCUCCAGUUUCUUCCCUGAUUUCCUUAGACCGGUUAUCGACCCAAUUGCUUCGAUUUUCCAUCGGUUACUCUGUGGACGAACUCAAGCCUCCGGUGAGGCGGAGGGUUACACAUUGGGAGGUACAGCACUGCCCGGGUCCGACCCCAUCGAGGCAUCUAGGAGGAGAGAGAGAGGAGCUAGAGCACUGGAGGAAAGACUGGCCGCUGAGAAAUUGGCUGCUGCACGGAGCAUGGAGGAGUUGAAAAAGGAUGCCCCUGAAGAUAAUGUGUAGAGUUACCAUACCAGACCAUGUGAUAGAAGAACCGAACUCUCUCUUCUUGUUUUAACUUUGAGAAAGAAAAGAGAUCAGAUAAGUCGUCUGCCAGAUAAUGAGAUGAUAUGUGCAGCAGGUUUUGCAGAUUCCUAACAUGGCCCUCCACUUCCUCAUCCAUAUAAAAUACCUUCAUUGAAAAUUGCAGCAAAAUCCCUUGAGAUUCUAAUCCUCUUGAUAACCCACUACAUCCAAAACAAGAUUACUAUAAUACCCUAAGUUGCUCCUCUUUAGGGAUGGCAAUGGGUCGGGUCGGGAACAGAUAGUGCAUAUCCGUUACCCUACCCAAAGUAGUUCGGGUUUUACCUAUAUCCAUAUCAACAUGCAAAACGGGUAGAAAAUUAAAACCAUGCCCAUACCCAUUCGGGUUUCAGGUAUCCGCGGUUAUCUAUGGGUAAUGAUUUUUCUGCAUAACUAUAACCAAUAUGUUAACAUUCACACGUAUUCUCACAUUACGUAAGAAGAAAAGUACGACAAUAAUUCACUAGAAUGAAGAAAAUUAAUUAAAACAACACAAUUUCAUGAAAAUAUUAUAUUUAUAUGCUAAAUAUAAAAUAUGUUAGAGAAAAAAAUGAUUAUUUCUAGACAGAAUACAUAUGCAUGUGUAUAAUCGGGCGGGUUCGGGUUGGAUAGUGAGAAACUCAUGCCCACCCAUUACCCGCAAUAUUCGGGUUCGGAUUUUACCCAUACCCACUAAAUGUCCUUCAGGUUCGGGUUCUACCCUACCCGAUUAGGCCGGAUUCGGGCGGAUAUCCACGAUUACGGAUAUUUUUGCCAUCCCUACUACUGUUAGUUUUUCGUAUCCAAAAUCCAACUUAUUGUGCAGUGUAAUUUAAUAUUAUCGAUGUGAAUUUAAACCAUUUAAAAUUAUCGUUUAAUACUGCCAACCGAUUUCCUAUAUAUUCGUUUAACUUGUUUCAUGCAAAUUGCAUGUUUAGUAGAUUCAAGAACCAUCAUUUUUCUUUGAUUUUCCAUGUUUGAUAUAUUAUUAUGUUCGGCUCCUGUAAACGUUGGAUUGUCCUAUUGUGCCAAAAAAUAAUGUACAUAUUGGUUAGAAAUUUAGAAUGGCUUUCCGGAAAAAAAAAAAACAUCAUUCAUCAUAAUUGGUUUUCAAUUUAAAGAUUGUAUAUUCUAAUUUAACGACAGACUUCAAUCUCGCACCGUAAAAAAAAUUUCAAGAUCAA